GAAACUAAAAUCCCAGUCAGAACGAAAUGAUAAAAAGGCCAAAUAGGCUUUUGUUCUUUUUAUAACUAUGAAUAAAAGAGCCGUACUGAUACGCUAUCCCCUUCAUUAAGAUCACUACAAGAUUUCCUCUUCCUUUACCUCUGCAACGUCACACUUAACCCAUUUAGAAUCUCUCUCGUUUUAUUUCUCUUUCUGCUUCCUCACAGCAAACAAACUCAGAUGCAAAGCUUCAAGUCUCUUCCUCACCCUGAAAUGUACUGCCACUCUUCUUUCUUUCUCCGAGAAGAUGGUAGCCGAAGCCAGACGCGUUUUGCGGAUCUUGGAGACCUUGAUCAACCAGCUUCUGCUUUCCAUCACGAUGGUGCUGUUGAUUUAAGCCCAAGCUCCAUGUUCAGUUUAAAAUCGGGCAAUGUCGCUGUUUUGUCCGGUGACUUGCACUACGAUGCUGUCCUGAACACGAGCAUUGGUUCAGUAGAGAUAGCGACGACAGGAACAGGGUGUUUGGACACAGGGCAAUACAUGUACCACAAGGGGGCAGCGAUCGCUUCCUCUUUGGGAAACGGACAUUGUAUUGAGAACUGGGGGGACUCAGGAAUGGCAGAUAACAGCCAACAGACUGACACUUCAACAGAUGUUGAUACUGAUGAUAGAAACCAGCUUCAUGGAGUCCAGCAUUGUACUAUUGCGGUUGUGGAUUCCUUGGAAAAAUCUAAGGCAAAAGCUGGUGAUCAAAAGACUCUUCGAAGGCUGGCUCAGAAUCGUGAGGCUGCAAGGAAGAGUCGACUUAGGAAAAAAGCUUAUGUCCAGCAGCUCGAGAAUAGUCGACACAGGCUUACACAAUUAGAGCAAGAGCUUCAACGAGCUCGGCAGCAGGGAAUUUUUAUUGCAACUGGAUUUUCAGGAGAUCAUGGGUCUGGAAAUGGGGCUGUUACAUUUGACACGGACUAUGCGCGUUGGCUUGAGGAACAUCAACGGUUGAUCAGUGAUCUAAGAUCAGCUGUCAAUUCUCAUAUGAGUGAUAAUGAAUUACACCUCCUUGUUGAUGGUGUAAUGGCACAUUAUGAUGAAAUAUUCCGGCUAAAGAGCAUUGGCACAAAGGCUGAUGUAUUCCACAUGCUUUCAGGCAUGUGGAUGACACCUGCUGAGAGGUGUUUCAUGUGGCUGGGUGGAUUCAGAUCUUCUGAGCUUCUUAAAAUACUUGGGAACCACCUCGAGCCCUUGACAGAUCAACAAUUAGUGGGCAUAUGCAAUCUGCAGCAGUCUUCCCAACAGGCUGAAGAUGCCUUGUCUCAAGGAAUGGAAGCUUUGCAGCAAUCACUUGUAGACACAGUUUCAUCUACCUCUCUGGGUCCUGCUGGUUCUGGAAAAGUUGCUGAUUACAUGGGCCAAAUGGCAAUUGCAAUGGGCAAACUUGCAACACUAGAGAACUUCCUUCACCAGGCUGAUCUUUUAAGGCAGCAAACUCUGCAACAAAUGAAUCGAAUUUUGACCACACGUCAGGCUGCUCGAGCCCUUCUCGUUAUCAACGAUUACACUUCUCGACUCCGGGCACUCAGCUCUUUAUGGCUAGCACGCCCUAGAGAUUGAGAACUCCUCCCUUGCUUAUCGCUCGCCGGGAUUUCCAACAUAUGAAAGAUUAAGCCAUUUAACCUCCAGCAGUGCCCAGGAAAAUGUUAGAGAUCGGAAAGAACUGUUAUUGGAUAGCCCCAUUUUACUUCUAAUUUGCCAAUUGUCAAUGGUGAAGUUUGGCAUCGUAUAUCAUUGAAAGAAUUUUUAUACCGAGUAGCAUCUUGAGGAUGAUUGGGGAUAGUAAUCUCUACGCAUGUAAUCAAGGCUUGUACUCCUAGCUAUGAAUGGGACAAAAUUGCCACAUCUAUCUUGCAUGUUACAGUCUACUAACGGGCACCAACCUCUAGGCUGUUCUCAAAAUCUGCGGUUCUGUUAUGAAUUGGCAAGGCAUCGUUGUUAAAAACAUUUCCGACAACGUGCAUCUACAUGUUCUCGAAGUACAUUUUUCCCGUUAUACAAGUCUCUUUUUCGCGUUGUA
This is a messenger RNA of Hevea brasiliensis (rubber tree), 2047 nucleotides long. Its product is annotated as transcription factor TGA2.3. Gene Ontology annotation, molecular function: DNA-binding transcription factor activity; sequence-specific DNA binding. The record is from RefSeq and is a predicted model, not a curated record. Gene Ontology annotation, biological process: DNA-templated transcription; regulation of DNA-templated transcription. Lineage: Eukaryota; Viridiplantae; Streptophyta; Magnoliopsida; Malpighiales; Euphorbiaceae. Bases 220 to 1587 code for a protein of 455 amino acids. The transcript is spliced from 11 exons.